Messenger RNA from Humulus lupulus (European hop), 1558 nucleotides. RefSeq names its product beta-glucuronosyltransferase GlcAT14A. Bases 172 to 1395 code for a protein of 407 amino acids. NCBI's taxonomy places the organism in Eukaryota, Viridiplantae, Streptophyta, Magnoliopsida, Rosales, Cannabaceae. The record is from RefSeq and is a predicted model, not a curated record. Gene Ontology annotation, molecular function: glucuronosyltransferase activity. The transcript has 4 exons. Gene Ontology annotation, cellular component: membrane.
UUUGGAGAGAGAGAGAGAGAAUCUAAAGUGAGUGAAGGCAACACUCUAACUUCCCUCCCUUUAAAGCAACCAAGAACCCUCUCUCUUCUCUCAACACAUCCUCAUUUACCUUCUAUUCUAUUCUAAUGAAGAACUAAACACCAUUUUUUGUCUCUCAAUUGUUUUGGGAAAAUGAGUAUCAAACUUGUCAUGAUUUCUCUAGUUGUAACUUCCAUUAUCUUCUCUCUUUUCUAUAUUCCCACUAUUUUAACAAUACCCGUCACCACUUUCAGGCCUAAUGUUGUUAUGAAUCAGUAUUUCAACUUGAAGGACUCCGACAACACUAGUUGGGCGCCAUAUCCAGUGACCUUCGCUUACUUGAUCUCGGCCACGAAAGGUGAUUUGGGCAGACUAAAGCGAUUAUUACACGCUCUGUACCAUCCGGGUAACUACUAUUUGAUUCAUAUGGACUAUGGAGCGCCACGGAGCGAGCACAGAGACCUGGCUGAGUUCAUAAGCGAACACCCUGUUUUUAGCCAAGUGGGUAAUGUUUGGAUUGUUGGAAACUCCAACUUGGUGACUUACAGAGGACCCACUAUGCUUUCGACCACGCUUCAUGCAAUGUCAAUCCUUUUGAGGGUUUCUAAGUGGGAUUGGUUCAUCAAUCUCAGUGCUUCUGACUACCCCUUGGUCUCUCAAGAUGAUCUGAUCCAUGCAUUUUCGGAGUUGCCCAGUAGAGAUCUCAAUUUCAUACAGCACUCCAGCCGAUUAGGUUGGAAACUGAACAAGAGAGGAAAACCAAUCAUAAUUGACCCGGGACUCUACAGCCUUAAUAAAUCAGAGAUCUGGUGGGUUAUUAGACAGAGAGCUCUCCCAACUGCAUUCAAGCUCUACACAGGUUCAGCUUGGACAAUCAUAUCAAGAUCCUUUGCCGAGUAUUGCAUAGUGGGGUGGGACAAUCUACCAAGGACUCUCCUCCUAUACUACACCAACGUUGUGUCUUCCCCCGAGGGCUACUUCCAGACCGUCAUAUGCAACGACGAGAACUACAAGAACACCACAGUCAAUCAUGAUCUUCACUACAUUAGUUGGGACACACCUCCUAAGCAACAUCCCAGGUCCUUGGGACUCAGAGACUAUAGAAAGAUGGUUCUCAGCAAUCGCCCCUUUGCCAGAAAAUUCAAGAAGAAUGAUCAGGUUCUCAACAAGAUUGAUCGCGAGCUUCUGAAGAGACGCCGUGGAGAGUUCAGUUAUGGCGGAUGGUGCUCUGGGACCAGGAGAAUGCGCAGCUCGUGCUCCACUUUGCAGAGUGACAAGUUUGGUGUGCUGAAGCCGGGACCAGGUUCCAGAAAGUUAAAAACCUUGUUGUCAAGAUUAGUAUCUUCCAGGAGUUUCCAAAAGCAACAAUGCAGAUAGAUUCUUUUGUACCACAUAUAGAACAAUAAGAUUGCCAAGCAGCUUUUAGUUUUUGGAAUGUUAAACCUGCUUCUGCUCUUACCAUAGGACUUGUGCCCUAAAACCUAUUGUAUUCCAUGUGAUUUGAUUCACUCAUAGUAAUGAGAAAUAAUGUUGUGCAUUA